AUGAAUUCCUUUACAUAUCUGUCUACAGUUACAAGUCGUGUUUCUACAGAGCAGGAACACGUUCCUGACCACAGUAAAGACGACCUGGCACAACAAUUGAAUGAUGAGAUGACACGUGCUGUUCUACCAGUUACAUUUUUUGUUGGAAUUGAAGUGUUUGCAGCGUUCUUUGGGAACCUACUUGUGAUAUAUGUGUUCCUAAUUCGGUAUCAUGUUUGUAACUUCAGAUACUUUGUGCUCUGCUUGGCUUUCACCGACAUCACGAGCAGUUUAACCACAAUGCCGGGAGAGAUGGUGACACAAUUAUAUUGGCACGUGUAUCCUGUACCAGAAGUGUGCAAAAUUAAAUCAUUCUUUAAUGUGUUCACUGUAUCCGCCGAGGCACUGUGUCUUCUAACCAUUGAUGUGGACCGCUAUAUGAAAGUGUGUCGGCCACUAGGUUGGCAAAUGAAGCCUAAACAUGCAAAAUAUGUAUGUGGAAUUAUAUACGUUAUAGCAUUUAUAUUGGCCGUACCUGUGUAUUUUUUCUGGGGGACGCAUGCCAACGAAAAAAUCUACAAAAAUACGACAGUAACAGUAACAAUAUGCGAGAAAGACGAGGAAUGGUUGAAGACAAAUCAUCCACUUCAAUAUUCCGUUACAGUUGUAGUGAUUAUUUCCCUAUGUCUCGUUUUAAUGUUUGUUUUGUAUGUGUUCGUUGCCAGAAGACUUCUAAUGAAUAAACGUUUUCGCACCUACACUUCAGAACAACGAUCAUCCAAAACUUCAAGCAGUAUAGAGACUUCUCCGGAUCCGAUAGAAAUAAAUUCAACACCGGAUGUCAGCGAAUCUGACUUCUCAAGAAGAGAAGAUAGAAAAUCAAGUAACUUGAAUGUGCAAGACUGUGACAGAAACAUUGCCGGUAAUGCAGGCAGACCAGAAAGUCGAGAAAGUACUCUUUCUGGAGUAAGCGUUGAUGAUGACCAGGAUCCUCGGGAAAAACGCAAUAAGAUAUCAACUCAUCACAGUAACCCCAGGCACAGUGGUUCACACGACAUGGCAUCACGAGUCCGGAGGAAAACGCUCAUCAUGUUUAUUUUGACGGUUGUUUUUAUAAUAACAACGAUAUUGUACCUAACAUUGCUGUCGUUCAUUGCAAGAUCAAUUCUGGACACUAUGAGCGAUAGUAGCAAAGCCGUCUAUUUCUUUUUCUUUCGCCUUUAUUUCAUCAAGCACGUGAUUUACCCGAUCAUUUAUGGAGUGUUCGAUCAGACAAGUUAUGAGAAAUUUUAG
Messenger RNA from Mercenaria mercenaria, 1272 nucleotides. RefSeq names its product muscarinic acetylcholine receptor M3-like. Gene Ontology annotation, biological process: neuropeptide signaling pathway. Gene Ontology annotation, cellular component: membrane. Gene Ontology annotation, molecular function: neuropeptide receptor activity. NCBI's taxonomy places the organism in Eukaryota, Metazoa, Mollusca, Bivalvia, Venerida, Veneridae. The coding region runs from base 1 to 1272 and encodes 423 amino acids. The transcript has a single exon. The record is from RefSeq and is a predicted model, not a curated record.